GACAACUAUAAUGUCUUUCACACAGAGGCCCUAAAGUUUUUUAAGAACCAGCUAUCUUCAUAUGAGCAAAGUGAAAUUCUGGGCUACACAGAGCUGUGGUUCCUGGGGCUUGAAGCAGAGAAGCUCCACAUGACUCCUGAGAAGUUCAGCAAAACAAGUUUCGAUGAUGAACACGGCUCCUAUAUGAAGGUCCUGCAUGACCACAUUGCCUACCGCUAUGAGGUUUUGGAGAUGAUCGGGAAAGGGUCCUUUGGACAGGUGGCCAAGUGCUUGGAUCACAAAAACAAUGAGUUGGUGGCCUUGAAAAUCAUCAGGAAUAAGAAGAGAUUUCACCACCAGGCCCUGGUGGAGCUGAAGAUCCUGGAAGCUCUCAGAAGGAAGGACAAAGACAACACCCACAAUGUGGUACACAUGAAGGACUUUUUCUAUUUUCGCAAUCAUCUCUGCAUCACCUUUGAACUCCUGGGAAUCAACUUAUAUGAGUUGAUGAAGAAUAAUAGCUUUCAAGGCUUCAGUCUGUCAGUAGUUCGGCGCUUCACCCUCUCUGUUUUGAAGUGUUUGCAAAUGCUUUAUGUAGAGAAAAUCAUUCACUGUGAUCUCAAGCCUGAGAAUAUAGUGUUAUACCAAAAGGGCCAAGUCUCUGUUAAAGUCAUUGACUUUGGAUCAAGCUGUUAUGAACACCAGAAAGUAUAUACCUACAUCCAAAGCCGGUUCUAUAGAUCCCCAGAGGUGAUUCUGGGCCAUCCCUACAACAUGGCCAUUGAUAUGUGGAGCCUGGGCUGCAUCAUGGCUGAAUUGUACACAGGCUACCCUCUCUUCCCUGGGGAGAAUGAAGCAGAGCAGCUGGCCUGCAUCAUGGAGGUGCUGGGCCUGCCACCAACCCACUUCAUUCAGAUGGCCUCCAGGAGAUGGACAUUCUUUGAUUCCAAAGGUUUUCCUAAAAAUAUGACCAACAACAGGGGGAAAAAAAGAUACCCGGAUUCUAAGGAUCUCACGAUGGUGCUGAAAACCUACGACACCAGCUUCCUGGACUUUCUCAGAAGGUGUUUGGUGUGA
Messenger RNA from Leptonychotes weddellii (Weddell seal), 1056 nucleotides. NCBI's taxonomy places the organism in Eukaryota, Metazoa, Chordata, Mammalia, Carnivora, Phocidae. The record is from RefSeq and is a predicted model, not a curated record.